CCAAGCCCGUAGGACAACGUACAGAUUCAGAUCUACCACGGAAUGUUCUCCAUUUGUUUUAUCACUUCCUGGUCCAUUCAUCUAAUAAACUAAAUUCAAUUUAAAAAAAAAAAAAUCAAUUUUAGGCCAAAAUAAUUUUUUUUUAAAUUAAAUUUAAUCGGGCUUGAAAAUAUGAUUUCUUAAUUUGAACCAAUCCAAAUAGUUAGUAGAGCUAUGCGUGUAAGAGUCACAAAAGUGUGUGAAGUGUUUGCCCAUUUUUGGAUUACUACAGCUUGUCAAAUCUUCCAAGACGAUUACAGUAGCAUAUUUCCGGCUAUGAAUUGUUUGUGAAGCUUUUACCACUUGGAGUGAAACUAUUCUCAACCGAGUUUGUGCACCAACGUAACACAGGGGUUAUAAAAAAUAGUAGUAAGAGUUAAUCGUCAAUUACUUGUUUUGGUAGUAAAAUUCUGUUACUGUGUGACAUGAUGUCUGGAUAUAUAAGACUCUAUUUUUGUGUUCUUUUAAAAGUAUCAAUAUUGGUAAGACUUAUACAAGGACAAAUCCAACAGCCAGUAAGCAGCCUCCAAUCUUUCAGGCGCGUGUGUUACUUUACAAACUGGUCAUGUGACCUGCUGGUCAAGGAGGCUCACUUCUGCUUGCGUCACAUCGACACCCGCCUCUGCACACACAUCGUGUACGCCUUUGCUGGGAUCAACGUGACGUCACUUUCUCUGUUCCCGACUCGAAUAGAUGACGAAACAAGGGGAGAGAUCAAGGGUCGGUAUGUCUUGUUUAAUGAACUGAAGACGCACAACAAACGCCUCAAAACUUUACUCAGCGUGGGCGGCUCCUAUCAGACGGAGAUGUUUGUAAAAGUGGCCACCUCAGAAUCUGCCCGGAGCCAGUUCGCCUACAACAGCGCCUUCUACGUCAGAAAGUGGGGAUUCGAUGGCCUGGAUAUAGAUUGGGAAUACCCACAUGAGACUCACAAGGAAGCUUUAACAUCACUUAUUCAGGACUUGAAGUUAGCGUUCUUAGAGGAAGCAGAACUCACCGGAAGUCCCGAACUCUUGCUCUCAUUGGCCGCGCCUGCAAGUGAUGAGAAGGUGAAGGCUGGAUACCAAGUGAAUCAAAUCAGUCAACAUCUUGAUAUGAUCAAUCUCAUGGCGUAUGAUUUCUAUGGCGCAUGGGGGCGUAUAACAGGCUUCAACAGUCCAUUGUACCCGAGGGCGUCAGAUACAAGGAUAUCUCACAAGCAUUGUGUGGAAUGGUCAGUUAAUCUAUGGCUUCACCUUGGUGCUCCUGCUCACAAAAUCAACCUUGGGAUAGCAGCGUACGGACAAUCAUUUACGCUGGACACGAAGCGAGGGGAAGUAACGAGAUUAAACAUUUCAGCCACGGCUGAGAAGAAUUACCUCCCUGUGCUCGAGACAAACACCACGGAAGGGAACUCAGCUUUAAAGAAUAACAACUCCGAGCUUCAUUCUGCCAACAUGACCAAGGUCGGUCUGGACACACGUCAGGUGUUUGGGGUCGGUGCUAAAUCAACUGGUCCAGGGAGAUCUGGGCGCUUGCGGCAUUUCAAUGGGCAACUUUCAUACCCUGAGAUCUGUGAGAACUCGCUGUUUCACAACGGUCGGAUGUUCUGGGAUGAUGAGCAGCAGGUCCCUUACGUCACGUACGAUGACCAAUGGAUAGGCUUUGAUGACGUCAGAAGUGUGGCUGUCAAGGUCAAGUGGGCUGUCCGUCACAGGCUAGGCGGGAUCAUGUUCUGGUCUCUUGACCUCGAUGACUUCACCGGUGAGUACUGCGGUGAAAGCCGUUACCCGUUACUAACGGCGAUCCAUGAUACAGUGACCUGCUUAAUGGACAGUACCGAAAGCAACACAACCUCCAACGGAUCUCACGACAACUGCUCUGGACACUAUUGGGCAGAGAGAAAUGAUUCUGGCCACACCAAGAGCCUUUACCAGCACCUCAUGGCGCAGUCUCAAGACAACCAGGUGAACAGCGAACUGAAAAACGUCUCCUCAGUUUCCCAGUCCAGACCUCGCAAAGGAAAUACAACGCGUCAUGGCGGAUCGAGCACUGGCAGCAUCCUUCUGGACAAGCUAAGACCCAACUCCACAUUACAUCAUGAAGCUAGCCCGACUCACAGAGCUAACACCACCCUGGGACCAAAUAGUCAUAACAAAGGUCACGCAGGUACAGUGGUACAGCCUGGAACAAAACGACAGCCUCCCGAUGGUAAUGGGUCUCACCAUCGUAGAAAAAGCAGCAACGGGAACAAUGGGAACACCGGGAACAAGGACAUGGAUUCCAGUGAUAUUCCCGGGAACGAAAAAACGUCAAAAGAGUUGGAUUACUUUGCCGUUGUGGAUUCUGUGGGCAAUGAAGAUCUGGACCACGCUAAUGACUUCAACAACUACUAUUACUACAUCGCAUUCAAAGCAGACGCAACCGUCCAGCCAGGGGCAACCACUUCCUCGACACAUCAGCCAACCACAUCGAAAUCUACAUCGACGUCAGCGACGACUAAACCAACCACCCAGCGCUCAAUUACCAGCACCAAGAAGCACAGCCAUAAAGAAAAAUCGGGUAUUCCCGCACAUUUGCGCCGCAACCUUUCCAAGAAUGGCGCUACGAACAUUCAAAGUGCCUUUGUUCUUUUGUUGAUAUUUUUUUUCUUAUGAUAAGCAAAUUAAAAUGUUUCAAAAAGUUUUUGUUUAAAAUCUAAUAUAGUGCCGGCAGUUAUCCAAUUUGUCUUUAUGAGUCCCCUACAUUACAGUGAUGCCCAAAAUAUGGCCCGCGAUGUGGUUUCAUCCGGCCCGCCGAAACGUCGGUACAAAGUUUAGAAAAUCCCUCCUUUUUAAAAAAAAAAAAAUACGACAAUUUAUCUUAACCUAAGUUAGGGGUCUUACAGCCCUUACUUUAUCUCUAAUGGAUUGGUACCAUGACAUUUAAAAUUUGUAGAAUUAUGAAAUGGGAGAGCCGAAGAAACUAAAUGUGGACUCUGAAUUUAGAAUCUACCAGGAAAAAUGAAUCUUUACUUUUUUAUGGAACAUGCUAAUAAACCAACUUAUUUGUUUUGUAAAGUGUGGCUGUUAUAGAGCACAACAACCAUAAACGCAUAACAAAACAUUCUUAGUUUAAGCUGUAAAUUACAGAUUAUUUAACUACGCACAUAGUAAGGAAGUGAUUCUCACAAUCUAUUUUAGGCACAUUUAUCCUCCCUUUGUUUGCAUUUCGAUUUAUCAACUCCUGUUCAAGUUAUUUAAGCAAUAAAAUGAAGUAACAUAUAAAAAAAAAGAAAAUGGCAAACAAUAUUUAAAAAUAUGGAGUCGAUCUAAGAAAUCCUAAAGAAAAUCGUAAGAAAAUGAGGAAGACUUCAAGAUAUUCCACAAAUAGACAGACAAAUUCAACGAUGCCAAGGACGCCAUAUUAAAAAUAUCACUUUUUGCCAAGUAAAUUAUAAAAAAAAUUGUUUUUGCCAAGUAAAUUAUAAAAAAAUUGUCAUUGAAUUUAAGUCUGAAGAUUAAGGAUAAGCGGAGUAUUUCGCCUGAUUACGAAGACAUAUGUAAUGAAUAA
Messenger RNA from Biomphalaria glabrata, 3570 nucleotides. RefSeq names its product putative chitinase 1. NCBI's taxonomy places the organism in Eukaryota, Metazoa, Mollusca, Gastropoda, Planorbidae. The transcript has 8 exons. The coding region runs from base 465 to 2675 and encodes 736 amino acids. Gene Ontology annotation, biological process: chitin catabolic process; carbohydrate metabolic process. Gene Ontology annotation, molecular function: chitinase activity; chitin binding. The record is from RefSeq and is a predicted model, not a curated record. Gene Ontology annotation, cellular component: extracellular region.